AAUGGUUGGAAAGAAAAUUUGAUGUGCCUAAAAAAACCAUAAGGAACUUUCUUUUGUUUCAUUGGAAAUUUUAAUCGUAUUUUGGUUAUAAUACAACCGACUUGUGCAAUGCAGUUAACGAAGAACAUGUUCGCGUUAAUACUUUAUUGUUUAAUUAUAACUGCAAAUUUAAUUCCAGAGUCAAAGACUGAAAAUGCAAUUGAAAGGACAUUCGAUGCUGAUUUCUUGCAAUCUUUGAGCAGCGUUAUGGACGACAUUAAGAAAUGGGUGUUUGAAGAAAAAUCAGAUGAAGUAAUAGUCACUACACUCGACGAACAUGACAUAUUGCUACUAUCGACACCUUAUAUAGAUAAUCCUGUUAAUAACUCGAAAAAAACAUUACUACUACAAAAUAUCGAAAAGAUGUUCGAGUCGUUGGAAUGUUUCCACAGCUUGUUGACUUGCCGUUUGUUUAAUAUAAUAAUAACCGAACACCAAGAGAGGAAAAAAAACCAACGAGAUAAGAUCAGAAUUACAUUAUGGGACUUUUACAAAUAUGUACGAAGGGUGCAAGCAGUGUUUUCUUAUGGAAAUUUCGACGUUCAGCCGUGGCAGACGGCUAUUUACUCGAGGUUAAAGGAAAUGGAAAUGCCAAACGUUAAAAGUCUAGAAGACUUAUUAGCGAACAUCAAACCUAAUGAAGAGAAAGACCGACAAUUAGUGAACACCAUCAUGAACUUCGGAAAUCGAUGUCAAGACAAACAUUACUUACCUCAGUCAGAAAGUAUUUACAACGUUAUCACAAAAUCAUAUGAUAUGUUAACAUAUUACAAUUGGUUAAACUGUAAAAUGGACAUUCCUUGCGUAAGGGCGGUGGAAGGUGCAGUCACUCGAAAUUUCUUUCUACUACCCGAAGAAGAAACGAGCGAAAGGGAGAAAUACAUUCGUGACCGCCUCAGGUUGAGUCAAUUGGAAAUCAGUUCUUUAGACGAGCAAACAAGUGAUUCGACCAAGUUUGACGAAUGCAAACAUGAAUGGUCAUUCAAACUUACAGCUGAGAAAUUUGGUCGUGUUUGCAGGAUCAGGGAACCUUAUUUGUCUGUUGACACGGUUGUGGAAGAAGUUGUGUCUGAACCUACAGAAAGCGUUGCAUCGAAGUAUGAUGCGACGUACAAACAGAAGGCCAUAGAAGCCUUUCAAAAUGAGACGCAUCUGACAGUUGUGUCUUGCAGAGGGUUUGUGGAUAAACAAAUUAAUUUUUUGGCAGCGAAACCAGACGGUUUGAUUGGAAACAACGGCUUAGUUAUGGUUAAGUGCCCUCACAAUGUACAAAAUGUGCAUCCGAAAAGUGCUGUCAAAAAAUUACAGUAUUUAGAAUACAACGAAACGGGGGAUGUUGUAUUAAAAACACAUUCGGAUUUCUAUAUUCAAGUGCAAGGACAGUUACAUAUUGCACAAAAGGAUUACUGUUAUUUUGUAGUUUGGAAUCCUAUGGGAGUGUUCUAUGAGAAAAUCAAAAGGGACGAUGAUUUUUGGAAUAACGAAAUGAAAGAAAAACUUGUUACAUUUUAUAAUGGUCCAUUGCUUAACGAACUCACUGACCCUCAACAUGUAUCGUUAUACAAUAAAAAUGUAAUUCGCAAAUAACAUAUUGUAAUAAAAUUGUUAUAUAAUAAUAUAGUAUUGUUCAAUAGAACUUUAGUUCAUAAGUUAAGUUC
Messenger RNA from Adelges cooleyi (spruce gall adelgid), 1697 nucleotides. RefSeq lists its product as uncharacterized. The transcript is spliced from 5 exons. The record is from RefSeq and is a predicted model, not a curated record. NCBI's taxonomy places the organism in Eukaryota, Metazoa, Arthropoda, Insecta, Hemiptera, Adelgidae. The coding region runs from base 109 to 1626 and encodes 505 amino acids.